This is a messenger RNA of Hemibagrus wyckioides, 2912 nucleotides long. Its product is annotated as tumor necrosis factor receptor superfamily member 14-like. The coding region runs from base 168 to 638 and encodes 156 amino acids. Gene Ontology annotation, biological process: positive regulation of T cell migration; positive regulation of peptidyl-tyrosine phosphorylation; defense response to Gram-negative bacterium. The transcript is spliced from 6 exons. Gene Ontology annotation, molecular function: protein binding. Gene Ontology annotation, cellular component: external side of plasma membrane. The record is from RefSeq and is a predicted model, not a curated record. NCBI's taxonomy places the organism in Eukaryota, Metazoa, Chordata, Actinopteri, Siluriformes, Bagridae.
GUUGUGGUGGUUUACAUAUUGAAUCUAGGUUUCUCACAACCAGCUUGAAUUCUUGGACUUCAAGAAUGCAGUUUGCUGAAUGCAAGGAUUAGCAGUAAACAUCAGUAACAUCAUGACAGGAAGUACUCUGACCAAAAAGUCCCCCUUGUACUUUAACCUGGUGAGGCAUGGAAACCACAAGGUCUCUGGAGGUGUGCUGUAGCGUCUGCAAGCCCUUACAAAAAAGCCCUACAUCUGGCAUGCUCCACAUCUGGCAAGUAAAAAGAAUAUAUGCCAUAUAUUCAGUAAUACUAAAUCUCAGUGGAAUGUGCUGCACAGCAUGCAACACUGCAGAGUAUGAAAUUAAUGGAGAAUGCUGUCCAAUGUGUGCUCCUGGUCAACAUGUGUUAAAACACUGCAACAGUCAAUCAGGCACGCAGUGUAAAGUGUGCACUGGAUCAACCUACACCGAUGUCCCGAACGGACUGACCGCAUGUCUCCCCUGUGCUGUGUGUGAUGAAGGUAAUGGAGUACAUGUAAAGCAUAAGUGUUCAUCCACUUCAGAUGCACUCUGUGAGCCUUUGUCAGGAUAUUAUUGUACAGAAACUCAGGCUUUUGCCCACAAAUGGAAGAGCAUAUCAUGGAUCCAGGAUUUUUAAAUUCAGCAGAUCAGGUUAAUCCUGGACAUGACAAUUUAUGACGUUUUGUAGCAGAAUUCCCAGAAGAAGACUGGCUCCAUUGAGAUAUAACUAUAUAACUAUUUCCCCUUAAUAAAUGAAAUAAUCAUUUAAAAACUGCAUUUUGUAUUUACUUGCAUUAUCUUUGUGUAAUAUUAAAAUUUGUUUGAUUAUCUGAAUCUUUUAAGUGUGACAAAUAUGCAAACAAAAAAAAAGAACAGGAAGGGGCAAAAACCUUUUAACAGCACACUAUUUGUUAGAUAAGUUCACUUUUUGAGCUGAUGAAUGAGGAAAAUGAGAGGGAAAAAAGAGUAGAAGGGGUGAACUCUGUGGAACAGAAAAUAGAUAAGAUUAGAAAGGAUGAAGUCAGGAAGGCUUAGAAGAGGAUGAAAAGUGGAAAGGUUGGUCCUGACGACAUCCCGGUGGAGGUCUGGAAAUGUCUAGGAGAGACAGCAGUGGAAAUUUUAACUAGUUUGUUUAACAGGGUUUUAGAGAGUGAGAAGAUGCCUGAGGAAUGGAGAAGAAGUGUAUUAGUGCCGAACUUUAAGAAUAAGGGGGACAUGCAGAGUUGCAGCAACUAUAGGGGGAUAAAAUUGAUGAGCCAUACAAUGAAGCUAUGGAAAAGAGUAGUGGAAGCUAGGUUAAGGAAGGUAGUGGAAAUUUGUGAGCAGCAGUAUGGCUUCAUGCCCAGAAAGAGCACAACAGAUACAAUUUUUGCUCUGAGAAUGUUGAGAAUUGGGAUGGUCAGAGAGAGUUGCACUGUGUGUUUAUAGACUUGUAUGACAUGGUACCAAGAGAUUGUAUGAGGAAGUCAGGAGUAGCAGAGAAGUAUGUCAGAGUGGUGCAGGACAUGUAUGAGAGGAGCAGGACAGUGGUGAGGUGUGCUAUAGUUCAGGGAGAGGAGUUCAAAGUGGAGGUGGGACUGCAUCAGGGAUUGGCUCUGAGCCCCUUCCUGUUUGCUAAGAAGCGGGUGCACGCAGGAAUGGGUGGAGAAAGGUAUCGGGAGUUCUGUGUGAUAGAAAAAUAGUAUAAUAUUUGUUUUUGUUAUAGUUCCAGAAUUGAGAAAAAAUAUGAAGUACAAAGUAUGUAUUCAAUAGACAAUUUAAAACAUUUGAAGCAAUACACUUUCUACUAUUAAAUUAUGGCAUUAAAUGAUAAGAAUAAAUGGUAUUAAAUAUUAAACAAACAAACAAUUAAAUAAAUAAUGACAUAUCAUCAGUUUACAUUUGGAAGAUUAGGAGGAGUAGGAAGCACUGUUGUAUUGUAUAGAAACUCAGGGUGAGAGCUGCAGAAAAGCCAGAGAGCACUCCACCUGUCUUCCUUGACAAUACAUCUACCAGAACGGUUAGCAUUUUAACUUUAUAUGUAAUACACAGUAAUUUCACAUGUUUUUUCAUGGAAAACAAGGACAUUUCCAAGUAAACACAAACUUUUGAUUUGUAGAGUACAUGGUAAUUUUUAUUUCAUUAUUCCUCUGUAUUCAGUCAAACAGUUUUAUCCAGAAAAUAUAUAAUUCUUUACAGAAACAGCAUGUGGAUACAGUAUGUAAGGACUGCCAAGGACUGUAAGGACUUUGGAAGAAAAAGAAAAAAACAACAUAUUGUAAAAUUAACAUAUUGUAAUAAUCAUUUUAACUGUGAAGAAACAUGUUAUACUCUGUAUAUGUGUAUAUAUGUGUAGAGCAGGUAAAAUAAAUCUUGAACAGCCAUAAACCGUGUAAUCUGGGCCUCAUUUUUGGGGUUUUGGUGCCAUCUCUACUAGUGGUGGUCAUAUUAAGUAUUUUACUUUGGAAGAAAAAAAAAUUAACAUAUUGUAAUAAUCAUUUUAACUGUGAAGAAACAUUUUGUACUCUGUAUAUGUGUAUACAAUUAUAAAAAAAAGUCUUGAACAUGUCAACAUUUUUCUUAAAUAUAUUUCUAAAGGUGCUACUGACAUGAAAUUUUCACCAGAUGUUGGUAACAACCCAUGCAAUUCAGACAUGCAAAGAAAUCAAACCAUUAUGUUAAACCAUUAAACCGCCAUGUGUAAUAAUGUGAAAUGACACAGGGAAAAAGUACUGAACACAUGAAAAAAGGGAAGUGCAAAAAGGCAUGGAAAGCCAAGACACCAGCUGAAAUCAACCAGUAAUUAGAAAGCAAUCCUGCCCCUUGUCAGUGCAAUUUAAUAUCAACUAGUUCAAUCCCAACUAGUGGUAGUAAAAACGAUUCUUUUUAAAGACUCGGGUUUUGUCGAGUCACUCAUUAGGUGCGUUUACAU